AAAAAUCCAUCAGACGAAGAAGAAGAAUUACAAAGACGACGAAGAAGAACGUGAAAAAGGAAGUGCCAGGAUCUACGAGUGACAAAGGUUCAGCUGGGUUGGCAUCCCAGAGUCUGACUUGUGAUCACCGCUUGUGCUUUCAUGUUAGUGCCUGACUGACACUCCCUAUAAAAUAAUGGACGACACAGACGAGGCGAUGGCCACGCCGGCAGGCAGCUCCUCCAUCGGGGAAGCAGUGUCUGGCAGAGCAAUGACCCAUUCGACUGAGCCAAAUGAAGAUGAGAUCUACUACAUCCCUGAGAGGAGACCUUCUCUUGACCUGGGCCCAGACCCAAUGGAUACCACCAACUGGCAUUAUGUGGACCAGGCCUUGUCUCCAGCUCAGAGCUACAAGUCAAUGACAAGUGAAGAGAACUCGGACGAAAUGAGAGAUGAAGACAGAUCCCCCACAAGGAUCGAACUGGAGAGAACAGAUUCAUUCUCAAGCUGCUACUCCUUUGACAGCGACGAUUGCGAAAAGAAAACUAUCAAGGUUAAAAGCAAAGAUGAUAUCUCAGACCCAUCUGACGAGCCUGAAAUCAAAGAAGAUGUAAACAAGGAUGAACAUCCCUCUGUGACUGUGGCAUUCACUUUUAAGGCUAUUUCUAAAACUCUCGAACAGCUGUCAGAUUUCCAGUUACUAAGAUUCAAGUCGAUACUGUGGAAGGAUUACCCACAGUCAUUCAACACUCCCCCUCAAAGCUUGGACAUGGUGGACCUGGUGGACCGGCUGCUCGAGUGUUACAGCCUUCAAGAGUCUUUGCACCUGACCAGAACAGUCCUGACAAAGAUAGGGCAGAAGAGCACGCUUGAAUUUCUAGAGACUUUGUGCAUUAGAAAUGAAGUACGCUAUGCAUUAUGCCAGAGUCUGAGAAAGAUAUAUGGUGAAGUUUCUGAGGAUUUGGCCAUGGAGGGGGAAAAGAGGCCUUUGGACGAUGUCUUUGUAACUCCCACCAUUACAUCAACCAGUAACAACGGCCCAAAUACUGAACAUGAGGUCCUGACCAUAGAACAGCUGCACUCCAACAACAAACCAGCUAAGAUGCUUACUACUAGGGAUAUUUUUCCUUCUAAAACGGAGGAUCUCAGAUAUGGAAACUUAGUAUUCUUCACAGGAGUGGCAGGAUCAGGGAAGUCAAUGGCGGUCAGAAGGUUCAUACUUGAUUGGGUCGAGGAGCGAUCACACAAACACGUGGAUUUCUUGUUUCCCUUGCCGUUCAGAGACCUCAAGCAGUUUGAGGACAAAGAAGUCUCCAUAGUGGACAUGAUAGAAACGUUCUACCCAGAAACAGCAAAAUUAAGACGUAAGGAUUUUAGCAAUGAGGACUGCAAAAUUUUGUUCAUCUUCGAUGGUCUAGACGAGUACAAUGGCGAGCUUGACUUUUACAACAUAAGCUAUAUUAUUGAUGAGAUCUGCAGCGUCUCCCUGCAGAAAAUAGUGGUCAACCUUAUGAGAGGGCGGCUGCUCUACCGCUCACUGUUCCUCGUAACUUCUCGUCCUCAAGUGAAGGGCUGCAUUCCUUGGGAUACGGCUCAUAAACGCAUAGAAAUGCGUGGUUUCUCUGAUCCUGAAAAGGAUGAGUACUUUAAGAAGAGGUUAAAGGACGCAGAUCAGGCAGCUCGAGUUAUCGCAUACAUCAAUUCAUACAAAACCCUCCGCAUCAUGUGCCACCUGCCCUUGUUCUGCUCACUAGUGGCUGAUGAGUGCGAGCGCAUAUUUAGGGAGAAAGGGAUUCAGGCAGAGCUGCCAAAGAGCCUCACCUACAUGUACACGAAGCUGAUGCUGACGCUCAUGCGUCAGCAUCGCAAGCAUAGAGCUCCAGAUCGAAGCCCAGAUGAAGAAAGAAGCUUUCUUAUGAAACUUGGAAAGCUGGCAUUCAACAUGCUGGAAAAAAACUCGUUCAAGAUCAUCAAGUAUCAGUGGACAGAUCUUGACAUCAGUGACAGGGAGGCAGUGAUUAACAGCGGCCUGUGCACACAAUACCUCGUGGCACCUUUCGUCUUGCACCAAGAGGAAUAUGUGAGCUUCAUCCACCCCACCAUGCAGGAGUACCUGACGGCUCUCUAUGCGAUUCUCUCCUAUAGAAACCUGGGGAAGAACAUAUUUGAGCAGCCAACGAAAAAUAAGUUCAAGGGGAUGUUCAAGGGACACAAGGAAAUGGAGAUGUACAAGUGCGCUGUGGACAAAAGCCUGCAGUGUGAGGAUGGCAGAUUUGACUUUGUCUUGCGCUUCCUGUUUGGAUUGUCAGCGCAAACCAAUCAGGACCUUCUUGAAUCCUUGUACACCUCGCCGUCGAAGUGGCCAACUUUUGUCGAAGAAGCUACUGCUCUCAUCACGAAGAAGAUCAGAGAAAAUCAGUACCCUAACAGGACUAGCAACUUGCAGCAGUGCCUGAAGGAGCUGGACUUUUGAAGCUCAGACUUGGCAUCGUGGCACAUUGUCUCUCCAUCAGGACAGGACGUGAUCUCUGUCCAAUCAAUAUAAACACUGUUGGGAGUUUGAACAUUUAAGAGUCAAACAUAAUCGCAUAUAGAGCUCCAAAGUUAUGCUAUGCUAAGUACCAAAAACGUGGAAUCUUUUCAGAUAUGUGGGGAUGGUGAGGUUUAGUGUGUGUAUUGUAAAUGUACAAUAGUUGUGUGGUAUAAAGGAACAUAUUUGUAAUGUUUAGUUUUACACUGUUUCUAUGCAUCCAUGCGCAAAGAUAUUUCAUUUGACUUUAUUGUUGUCUGCGAUUCUUCUGUUGUGUUUGAACUGACUUGGCCUUAACAUGAAUUCAGAUAGCCUUCCUGAGCACACUAUAACAAAAUAUCAAUGUACUGAAUCAUAGCAUAAUUUAAAAUGUGUCAAAACUGAAUUAUGUUUUCACUUUUUCAUUUGUUAUUCCUAAUUGCUGGCUGCUGCUGCCCUUAUCGCUUUGUUGCACAAUGCAGUGAUGGCAUUGAGGAGUCUGAAUCCUGGAGUUUACAUCAAGUGUUGAUCUCUCAUCAAAACGAAAGCCGACAUGUUCCUAUUGUAUUUUGUAUCAAAACCUUAAAUUAUUCCUUAUAAAUCUGUCUCAGAAAACAAUAUCAAUUCCAAUAAACAUGACAACAUA
This is a messenger RNA of Acanthochromis polyacanthus (spiny chromis), 3134 nucleotides long. It is a transcript of the gene nlrc3l1, whose product is annotated as NLR family, CARD domain containing 3-like 1. Lineage: Eukaryota; Metazoa; Chordata; Actinopteri; Pomacentridae. The record is from RefSeq and is a predicted model, not a curated record. The transcript has 7 exons. Bases 176 to 2452 code for a protein of 758 amino acids.